AAAGUAAACGAGUUGAUAACUCGUAUUUCAUUACAAUGUGGCUUCACGAGUAAAGUUGAGGUGUACUGUCGUACUUUUCUGUGCCAGUAGUUGGCAUCGUCAACUGAACAGAAUGGACUUAGGCUACCUUUUGGACUUGAAUUACCUCUGAGCAAAGAGUCUUGCACAAAGCAUUUCUUCUUCCUAAGAAUACAUUGCUUGUGUAGCAUUGGCAUGUUUUUCAGCUUCAGGCGGGAAUGCUGGUGUAUGGCGCAUUUUUGUUGAAGGUGGCAGUUGUCUUUGGUGCUCAUGUGACUUGAACCGCCUCUCAGGAAAAUUCAGUAAUUCCGAGAAAUGUUUAUCAAGGUUUUGUCUUCUGAUCGAUUUCGAGUCUCGUGGCCAUCAAAAAAGGCCUUUCGGGAUGUGAUAUUGUUGCUUGUACCGUGCUCAUGGGUUAGGGUCUUCUGCUCAACUUGAGUCACAAUGAACUUUUCAUUUUGUGUUUGAAUGGGUUCGUAAAGAAUUCACUUGACUAGCGAUUGAAUGUGUUCCAAACUGGCCCACGUGUUUUUUUUUUUUUGUUUUUUUUGCAGCAUUGAUGAUUUUCAAACCGUGCAACUUCAACCUGAAUAAUUUCUGUCCGAGUGAUUAUGAGCGCCCUAAAGGCAUCAGUGAAAGCCUCAUCCUGAGGUCAAGCGGCAUGUGACUGGGCUCAGCGAGGAAGGAGGGGUCUCUCUAGGAAGGACAUUUAAGGCCCGAAAGCGUGACGGAUCGCAUUUCAGGCUUUUUGCAAUGUGGCGUGUGGCUGCCGUAGUGUUCACGCUCUUUUGGGCGCCCGGGCUCCAGCAGUUCCCACGCCCGUGCGCCACCCGCCAGGCCCUGCUGGCCAAGGAGUGCUGCCCACCUUGGGACGGGGACGGCUCGGCGUGCGGGGCCCGCUCCGGUCGGGGUUUCUGCCAUGAUGUGGUGGUAGCGGACACCCCGGACGGGACUCAGUACCCUUUCAGAGGGGUGGACGACCGGGAAAGGUGGCCCCUGGUGUUCUACAACCGAACCUGCCAGUGCUUGGGCAACUUCAUGGGGUUCAGCUGCGCCGACUGCAAGUUCGGCUACUUCGGGGAGAACUGCCUCGAAAGAAGGGAGUCCCUCAGGAGGAACGUGUUCCACUUGACCCGAGCCGAGAGAACCCAGCUGGUGUCCUACCUGAACCUGGCCAAGCAGACGGCCAGCAGAGACUACGUGGUCGCCACGGCGACCUACCGGGAGAUGGAGAACGGCUCCAACCCCACUUUCGCCAACGUGUCAGUCUUCGACAUCUUUGUGUGGAUGCACUACUACGUGUCCCGCGACGUGCUGCUCGGCGGGCCGGGAAACGUGUGGGCUGACGCGGACUUUGCCCACUGGGCGCCCGGCUUCUUGCCGUGGCACCGUGUCUACCUGCUGCACUGGGAGCGUGAGAUUAGGAAGAUGACCGGGGACAACAGCUUCACCAUCCCUUACUGGGACUGGAGGGACGCAGAGGGAUGCGACGUCUGCACGGACCAGUUUAUGGGGGGGCGGGACCCUCAGGACCCAACUCUGCUUAGUCCUGGCUCAGUUUUUUCUUCCUGGAGGUCACUGUGCUCCCAAGCGCAAGACUACAAUGCCCGUGGCGUUUUGUGCGACGCCCGAGCGGAAGGCCCUCUGCGCCGUAACCCCGGCAACCACGAUCGCAAGCGGGUACCGCGUCUGCCCACCUCCGCCGAGGUCGCCUUCACCCUCAGUUUGGCCAAUUACGACACGGGCACCAUGGACCGCACAGCCAACAUGAGCUUUCGGAACACCAUGGAAGGAUUUGGGGACCCCCAGACGGGCUUGGGGAGCAGCAUUCAAAUGGGCAUGCACGCAGCUCUGCAUAUCUUCAUGAAUGGAUCUAUGUCCUCUGUGCAGGGCUCAGCCAAUGACCCCGUUUUCCUCCUGCACCAUUCCUUUGUGGACAGUCUUUAUGAAGAGUGGCUCAGGAGGCACGGGCCCGACCCCACCCAGUACCCAACUUCUAACGCCCCCAUUGGACACAACGGCGAAUACCACAUGGUUCCCUUCCUGCCCCUGCACACUAACAGAGAAUACUUCAUAACCAGCAAAGAGCUGGGGUACGAGUACUCGCGCCUGCUGAGUGGCAACGCACUUCUAGCAGAGUCCUUGCGUCCCUACGUGGAGGAUUUACAUGCCAUGUGGCCGUGGCUGCUGCUCGCCAGCCUCUGCGGCGCGGUCCUGACCGUCGCUGUCAUCCACAUCAAGCGCCAUGUCCCGGUGCGACCUUGGUUCCGCAAAAGUGUAUUUCCGGUCUCAGCCUUUCCGGAGCGACAGCCUCUUAUCAAGAGAGAUGAAGAGAACAAAACUCGUGGCUACACUGGGGCCAUGUGAUGACAAGUCAUUAGGUAGACAUGCACUCAUUCCUCAAUCAAUAAAAACGUUCUUUUCGUCAAAUGUUUAUUUAAAUUUAUUUGCAAACAAUAUUGUAGCACAACUUGGUCUUAACACUCAGUGUUAUAGCACUUUGUCAUUGAAAACUGCUUUUUCUUGUCUUUAUCGCCACCAGGAGGACAGAGAGACAAUUACAUGAGUAAAAGCAAUUGAAUUUCAGCCCAAGCCUCCAGGUGCAAAUAACUUCUCAGUUCCUUUAACACUUUCUGUCAUUUGAAAUAUACUUGAAUCAGUGCUGAUGAGUGGAAACGUGGUCAGCCAGCAUUAUGACAUUACACUUUUUUCACUUUCAGAAAUACAGUACUAAAAUAUUCCAGCUGCGAUAAAAAGGAGAGGUUUUGGUGGAAGUGUUAAUUUUAAGAUACAUUUUACAAGAGCUGUUAUGGUAAUUCAAAGAUUUGGCAAAAAAAUACUUGUGAUUACUUUUUUCCAGAGGAUAAAUAACUGAUAAAAUAAUGCUAUUUUUGUUUAAAAGUUGCAUGAGUGAAAAAAGCCGUAAUGUCAUGAACAUAAAUCUCAUGUUUAUACAAAAUAGCCAGUUGUAAUCUUUAGGGUAAAGUUUUUUUUCCCCCCCUAAAUUUGCUGUGGUAUCUUUUAAGGCCUCUUCAGUACGCCAUUCCUAAUAACUACAUUUCUUUCUUUACUGCCACCUGAAGGACACUGAAAUACUUGUUCAAAUCAGUCUUAUUCUUCAAGGUCUAUAAAAUAAUUUUCACACUUUAUUUGGCUUUAAACAUGAUCAGCCAUUUUUUU
Molecule: messenger RNA, 3198 nt
Organism: Syngnathus typhle (broad-nosed pipefish)
Lineage: Eukaryota; Metazoa; Chordata; Actinopteri; Syngnathiformes; Syngnathidae
Product: tyrosinase-like
Exons: 5
Coding region: 772-2385 (537 amino acids)
Biological process (GO): melanin biosynthetic process; pigmentation
Molecular function (GO): tyrosinase activity
Source: RefSeq, a predicted model, not a curated record